UAAAAAAUAUGUUAAUUUAACGUGUUAAAAUUUAAAAAUAAAUUUUAAUUAUGACAUGCAUUUUAACAUUUAUAUAAAUAUAAAUCAUAGCCUUAAUAUAAAUAAUUUAAUAACUUAAAUUAGAAAAAAAUAAAAAACCCGGGCGUAGCUCGGGUUAAUCCCUAGUCUUAUAUAUAAUGGGACACUUUCCUCUCUUUUGAGAGUGUCCACGUAUGCAAGUUUUUAAUGACAGUGGGCCCCGCAUCAGUUUUGGUUUCCCGGUUGACUAAUUUUAAUUUGGUUUGAUUAUACGUGUUGUGGUUUGCUUAAUACGGAGAUGAUGGGUUGGUCGGGGAUUGUUUCUGUUUGGUCUGAUUAAAUGGUAAAUCAUGUAAACGCAGCGUUUCUUACUUUUCUCGAUUAGGGCUUCAUCCUUUUCAUUCAUCCACAGUUCACCUCGCCGUCUCCGUUUUCUUAAUCUUCAGAGUUUCUUUUCUCAUCUCUUGACAUUCCUUCAAGUUCAAUGUUUUCUUUAAAUUCAGCAAUAACGAUUAAACUUUAAAUCAUUAAACUUUGUAACGAUUUCGACCUCUUCGUUACUUCUCCGUCGAAUCUAUAAAUAGGAGAUGGUUGAGAGGUGGAUGAACCUUUGCUAUCACUUUCAGUCUAUAUUUUUUUGUCGAGCGUAGAGAGAUUCUGAGAAAAUGUCUUCCUCUGAUGCCAUUGUUGCACAAGCAGCCUUCGACGUUCUCCGGCUCGGUAGAUCUGCCCAGUUCAUUGUUGCUCUUCUGCUCCGUUUCUGGGACUCCAAAAACAUCAAGAAGCAUGGUGAAUUCAUGGGAGUCACUCUACUUCUCCUUGAUGAGAAGAACUUCGUGAUCCAUGGAUUUCCUUGCUGCUCGCACCACCCACUACCGUCCAUGUUUACGAAGUGGUUCCAUCGUUAAAGUUUCACGCUUUGAACUCCCAGAUGUUGUUGGGAAAAUUCAUUUUGUCCAAGGUUCAGACCUUAAGGACGCUCAAGUGAUGACUCGAGUUGUGGUCUGCUUCGUCAUCGAACCGACUGUUGUGGUGUAUCUCUCUUUAUGGGACGAAGCUGCAGCAAUGUUUAGGGGCCUCAUCAGCUCAGGUGAUAGAACCCAGACUGUUAUGGUGGUCACAACCGUGAAUCCCAAAAAAUUUGCAAGUUUGUUAUAUAUGUUGAAAAUGUUGUUUCGCUGGUUUUGUAGACUCAUAAUACACGAAAUACUCAUUAUUUUCAGGUUUUGUAGACUUAGGAUCGUUGAGGUCUUGAAGCAUAACAACUGGUACUAUGUCUCAUGCACUGGGUGCAGCAGGAAACUAGACAAAUCAGACCAGUCUCCCCAUUGCAACCGCUGUGUUAAUCUUAACGCCACGGGUGUUGUAAAGUACCAAGUAGAAGUAUAAGUUGAUGAUGCAAAUGAUAAUGCCACUUUUGUGGUCUUCGACAGAGAAAUGCUUCAACUCACUAACCUACCUGCAGCUGCUCUUACUCUAAAUGAGGUGUGUUCUUACCUCCGACAAUUUUUCCCGAAAAUAUUACAUUGUAAAACAAUUGCCAAUCAACUCAAUUCUUACAUCCGCUGCAGAUAAAUAGUGGUGGCAGCGAGCAACUCCCACAAUGCCAUGCAAAAUUUGCUGGAAAAUAUUUUCCAAAUAUGUGUGCCCCCGUUUACUUCCCCUCUAGACAACCCCACUUUCACUGUUCAACUCUUUUCCAGACUUCCAACCCCAAGGCAGCUCCAUUUAUUGAAAGGGAAAUUGGCCAAGCAUCUGCUUCUACCAGCACCGAAGUUGAAGGUCUAAAGGAUGACACACAUCCAGAGGGAGUUAAGGAAGAAGAGGUUGGCAAUACACACACCCGUGAGUGAAGAUACGAAGCUGCCACACCGUCGACCCAACCCUGCUCCUGUUUCUUUACAAUAUCAAAUAUUACUAUGCAUUUUCUAUGUUUCACUUUUAUAUAUUUUCCUUUUUUCCAGGUUUUUUAACAAGCCUUUUACGUACCUCUUCGGAGAACAACUAUUUUAUUAAUUAAAAAGGGUUGACGUGAUUUAGUGUUUUAUGAGACAAAAUGCAACCUGUUUUAUUCACGUUGCCUUCGAUUCCGUGUUCUUCUAAAGCAUUCCUGGUACACUAGAUUUCAAUACAUUUCACCCG
Brassica rapa (field mustard) is the source of this 2160-nucleotide messenger RNA. RefSeq lists its product as uncharacterized. The record is from RefSeq and is a predicted model, not a curated record. Lineage: Eukaryota; Viridiplantae; Streptophyta; Magnoliopsida; Brassicales; Brassicaceae.